Hyposmocoma kahamanoa is the source of this 907-nucleotide messenger RNA. RefSeq lists its product as uncharacterized. The transcript is spliced from 8 exons. The coding region runs from base 152 to 907 and encodes 251 amino acids. The record is from RefSeq and is a predicted model, not a curated record. Lineage: Eukaryota; Metazoa; Arthropoda; Insecta; Lepidoptera; Cosmopterigidae.
AGAAAUUUUCUGUUAUGUAAGACGUGUGUAGUUUUUCUUCAUAUUAUUUAUUUAUUUUUUAUACAUUAUACAACCAAAUUGGGAUAAGUGAAAUAAAAUGUUGCAAGCGGCCGUGCCAAUACGGCAUCAUUGACGUAGCUCUAAGAGCGAUAUGGAAAACAAUGAAAGCGACAAGAAGAAGAUCAAUGAGGACCUCGUGGUGUUCAUGCGGAAGCGCAGCGAGCAUGAGGCGCCACGUUACACCGCUCGCCUUAAGACAUACGUCGACUUUCAGAGGAAACGUCGCCGAGCAGCCGCUGCACGACGCCAUUCUGAGAGUGGUCAAGUCGAUGGGAAAGUAGUUAAAAAGACCAAAGCUACCGCUGAACAUGACGCCUCGGAGAUCCAGAAGAAGUCGGAUUUGAGCACUAAGAGAGCUGCAUCAAGGCGCACUUCGGCAUCGCCAGAGUCGUCGUUGUCCUCAAGCAGGACCAUCAAGUCAAUGGCGGAUAAUGCCAAGCGUAAUCCCUCUGGUGUGCUCAACUGUGACCUAGGUGCAUCAGAGGGAGGACGCGGAAGCAAAAAACGUGAUGGCGGCGAAGAGAAAAUCUUGCGUGGACGAUCCUACUCGCCGUCGCGAUCCGACGAGGCUUCCGACAGUUGCCGACGUGAGAUGCCCAGUCUCAGUCUCGAAAGAUGCGCUAACGCCGAGAAGAUACCACCACAAUUUAAAGACCUAGUGGACUAUGUGCUUAAAUCAUUAAAUGUUAAAGUCAGUUCUUCAGCAAUUCUUAAAAUAAUCUUCUUAAUUAACUUAAAUGAUCAUCUUUUCGUAGUUUCACUACUACUACCAAUUUAUUGCACAAUAUCGACAUGCAAUUUAAAAAUAAUAUCAAAUACAUUCCUUGUCGAAUUCUUAAAUUUGUGA